CGACCCUGGUAGCCACAGCAACAGCCACUAGAGGAGGGAACCUGGAGGGUCUGAUGGCCGAGCUGGAGGGCUGCGCGGGGCCAGGCUUCCCAGUUACUUCUUGGACCAAGAUGACCGAUGGGAAUUUUUCCACGUCAACAAAUGGUUUCAGCUCAUUGAAAGUUCUGGAUGAGAAGUCGGGCAAUCAUAUUCAGAAUCUUCAAUGUUUGAAUGUAAAGACCCCUAGAUCCCUUUCAUUGCCUGAUUAUAAACCUAAGUUGAAACUCAGCGAUUUAGAUGAUAGACAUAGCCUUAAAUCAGUGGAUUCAGGUAUUCCAACCCUGGAAAUAGGGGACCCAGAACCUGUCCACUGUAGUGUGUUAAAUGUUAAAAGAAAACCCUCUGAGCCAGAAAUUGUCCCCGAUCGAACUUUUCAGAGUGCAGGCACGCUCCCGUCAUAUGUGCCUCCUCUUUCCACAAACACUGAACGGGAGCAUCGUGUACGGAAGUCUUCUACUUUCCCAAGAACUGGGUAUGACACCGUGAAGCUCUAUAGUCCCACCUCUAAAGUUCUGACUCGAAGUGAUGAUAUUUCCGUAUGCAGUGUAUCAAGUCUCAGUACUGAACUGUCCACAACCUUAUCUGUUAGCAAUGAAGAUAUCUUAGACUUGAUGGUCACAAGUAAUUCAAGUGCGAUUGUGAAGCUUGAGACCGAUGAAGCUCAUUUUUCAGAUAUUACAUUGAACUCUGCAAAAGAAAUUGGUGAUCAAAAACUGAAUGCCUGUGAUGAAGAAACAGAAGUGGAUAGUAAACCAAAAAUAUUGGGACCAUUUGCUAACUUCUUUACAAGGAAUUUGUUUGCAAAAAAGCAAACUGCAAGACUCAACACACAUGAUGACUUGGGGUGGAAACUAUUUGGGAAAGUAUCACUUCGAGAGAAUUCUCAGAAAGAUUCUAAGAAAACACAAAAGGAAUAUGAAGAAGAAGCUGGAAGACCUCACAAACCUCUUUCUCCUAAGCAGAAUGUGAGGAAAAAUCUUGAUUUUGAACCACUUUCCACCACUGCUCUUAUCCUAGAAGAUAGACCAGCAAACCUCCCCGCAAAACCAGCCGAAGAAGCUCAGAAACAUAGGCAACAAUACGAAGAAAUGGUGGUUCAGGCCAAAAAAAGAGAGCUUAAAGAAGCACAGAGGAGGAAAAAACAACAGGAAGAGAGAUGUCGUUUGGAAGAAAGCAUUGGAAAUGCCGUCUUGGUCUGGAACAAUGAAAUUUUACCCAACUGGGAAACAAUGUGGUGUUCUCGAAAAGCUCGAGAAUUAUGGUGGCAAGGUAUUCCUCCAAGUGUGAGAGGUAAAGUCUGGAGCUUGGCCAUAGGGAAUGAGUUAAAUAUUACCCAUGAGCUCUAUGACAUUUGCCUUUCUCGAGCCAAGGAAAAAUGGAGGUCCCUCAGUGCUGGGACCUCUGAAGCAGAGAAUGAAGAUACAAGUUUUUCUGCAGCUGACAGAGAAGCCAGUCUGGAACUAAUCAAACUGGACAUUUCUAGAACAUUUCCUAAUCUCUGUAUUUUCCAGCAAGGUGGUCCAUAUCAUGACAUGUUGCACAGUAUUUUGGGCGCUUAUACUUGUUACAGACCGGAUGUUGGUUAUGUUCAGGGCAUGUCAUUUAUAGCAGCAGUAUUGAUUCUGAACUUAGAUACUGCAGAUGCCUUUAUUGCAUUUUCUAAUCUUUUGAAUAAACCUUGUCAAAUGGCUUUUUUUCGAGUGGACCAUGGCCUUAUGUUGACGUACUUUGCAGCAUUUGAGGUAUUCUUUGAAGAAAAUCUGCCAAAAUUAUUUGCCCAUUUCAAGAAACACAACCUAACUCCAGACAUCUAUCUAAUUGACUGGAUUUUUACCUUGUACAGUAAAUCUUUGCCACUUGAUCUGGCAUGUCGAAUUUGGGAUGUGUUCUGCCGUGAUGGUGAAGAGUUUCUGUUUCGUACUGCCCUGGGAAUACUCAAACUCUUUGAAGAUAUUUUGACCAAAAUGGAUUUUAUUCACAUAGCCCAAUUCCUCACUAAGUUACCAGAAGAUUUGCCUUCAGAAGAGUUCUUCACAUCUAUUGCUGCAAUUCAGAUGCAAAGUAGAAAUAAAAAGUGGGCUCAGGUACUGCUUGCAUUGCAGAAAGACAACCGGGACAUGGAAAAGGGAAGCCCUUCCCUCAGACACUGACGCUUCCGAUGGAUUGGGAGAAGAUGGGAAAAGAGAUAAUCCAGGGGCAGAUGUCUUGCUUUCAAAUGGAUAAGCAUUUGAGAAACAUCAAGUCUAUUAUUUUCAAGUUUUGUUAAUAAUACUAGAGUUGGCCUUAAAAACACAUUCCCACACAUACCUUUUUAAAAAGAGAAAACCAAGGCUUAGCCUUAAGAAGCUCUGUGGCAUGAUGACCUGUUAUUGAUUGUACACAGCCCUCACACUCUGUGCACGAUUUUGAAUAAGGGCAAUGACUAAGUUUUUCCUUUCAGUUUCCAAACAAGUUAAUUAAAUCUUAGCAAGUCAAUAUGAAAUGGUGGACAGUACUCUACAUUCUUGUAGCCAGAUUGUAUAAGAAAUGUGCUUUUGAAGAUCUCUUAAUCUGUGACACCAGUUCACGUUUGCAUAUUUUCAUUAUGGAAGAUAUUACUCUCAACUGUUUUUCCCCCCAAAGCUCUGGGUCUUGUUUUUGAAAACACAUUUACCAAAGAUAACAUUCAGUGAAAAUGGGAUUGGGGAUUGAUACAACCAAAAGAGCUACACCUUAUGGGAGAGGAGACCUGUUGCUUGUUUUGGAAUUUUACCAAGUUGCCUUUUAUAAAGUUUUUUUAGGAUACGUGUUUAUUUGAAGUGACACAUUUAAUAUCCAAAGAGUAUCAAGUUCUCUCAGAGACUGUUCCCCUGCUUUUUGGCAAUCAUACCAAGAGAAAAUAAAAAUUGGUAGGUAGAAGAACAUAAACAGGCUUUAUUUAUUGAUACAGAUGAAAUACAAAUACAGAGUCUAUAUGAAAGGAAAUUAUAUGAUAGACACACUCAGAAACAAAAAGAAAACCCCACCACAGUGGGUCAUGCAUGAGGGAACCCUACCAACCUUUCUAGUCCCUAAGGCCACUUCUUUCCCUGACUUCAUCAACUGAAUGUCAGAAUAAAUCAUAAGUGCCCAUAGUUAUCUCUAUGUAUGGCAUCAUGCGCUUUAGAAAUUGUCAUCAUCGCAGAAGAAUGAAGCAAUAUAUACCUAAUAGCUCUGAACUAGGAUAGAAGGUUGUUACUUUCAGACAAUUUUUCUAGUAAGAUAAUUAAGAACUUCAGUUAUUUUCUUUGUAGAAAAUGCUUGGGUUUUUUGUUUUUUUUUUAGCAAAAUUUUAGAAAUGGGUGAUAAUCUCUUUGUGAAUUCAUGACCUCUCUACCCCAGUUAUCCACCAGCUUAUUGGUUUCUUGAGUGCUGUUUUGACCAUUCAGAUCAUAUUGUGAUGUCACUUGACAUUCCCUUAAGUGUUUGCAAAUUAUAUCACCCAUACAAGAAGAAGAUAGCUUUUUACUCUUAUUUACAUGUCUGAUCCCCAAUGACAUACUUCUUUAAGUAGAUAGUUGCUGUUAGUGACUGAUCUCUUUGAUUAUAUCAGAAAUCUUACAUCCAUCCAAACCUUACUAUGGUCUUAUUUCCAUAGUUUUUCUAAGUCUACUACUUUCUCUUUUCAUAAAUCUAGAUGCAAUAGGCAACUAGAAGGUCAAUAGAUCUUCAGGUUAAGGUAUCUCAUUCUGAAGUCAUCAGUACGCCUAACAUCAAAUAUUUGCACUAUGUGUGGUUUGUUACCUUUUAAGGAACUUUUUUAGGUAUGUAUUCAGCUAUAAAAUGCUGACUCUCCCCCAGUGAGAUUUGUAAUAUGUUGUUGAUGUCACUUUUUGCCUCAGCCUUUAAAAAAGAUGACUUGCCUAUCAUUAAUUUUAAUUUUUUUGAGAAGGCAUUCCCUUUCCACUGGAUGCCCUACCAACCUUUCUAGUCCCUAACCCCUGCAGAAGCCCAUUUCCUAAAAUCAAGAUGUUGAAUGUAACACAGACUGAAAACGGCGUGGUUAUAACCAAGGCCUGCCACAGCACUUGUGCACUGUUAAUUAUCCACAGAUGUAAUUAUUUUUGUUCAAUGACUUAGGAUUUCUGAUCUCUGAGGAUGUAUAUAUUUUCUAUCUUUUCUUAGUGUACAUAAAUAUUUGUUAAGUAAUGAAGAAAAGUGAUGCAAUAAUGAGCUUUGCACAGUUUGUGAAAUUUUUCACCUGUCUAAAAAUUCAGCUAUUUAACUUUUUUCAUUAGACUAAUUUGGAAAAAAAAAAUUCCUUUGGAUAGCAUUAUUGAUGCAUGUGAAACCGGUACAGGAGUCCUUGGCCCUCUGUGAUUGGACUACUUACCCAAUCUCAAGUUUCGAAGAAUAGUUUUCACAACCAAUUCAGGGAUCAUCUAGGAUUUUGCCAACUUAAUUUUUACUGUUCAAGUGUGGGGGAGGUUUAAACUAUAAGGCAGAUGAACUUGCCCUCUUUUCAGGAGAUAUCCCUAUCCAAAAGAACUGGGCUUCUCUUUAAGAAUAACUGGAAAACAAAUAUUGAAAUGCUGCACCAUUUCAGAAGUCUGCAUUUUUACGUGCAACUCAAUUACAGAAUCUAAGACUUCAUGUUUGGGAUUUUGUGCAACCUGCACUUUAUAGUAGAGAACAAACUUGGCAUCUUUAAUCUCUAGUCAGAAUGUCUAAUUUAGUUUUAAAAAUUUCAUUUUAAACAUACUUUAUAAUUGCUUAUAUUUUUCAAUGUCUUAAUUCAAAUUGCUUAUAGAUAACUCUUGAUACACUUGCUACAUAUCAUGUUUUGAUUGUACAGUUACCCAUUUGUUUUAUUUAGGUAAGUGUAUCAAACAAAACUUUUUGAAUUGUAAAUAUGUGGUUUUAUUAAAUAAAAGUCAUAUAAAAUUG
Molecule: messenger RNA, 4944 nt
Organism: Antechinus flavipes (yellow-footed antechinus)
Lineage: Eukaryota; Metazoa; Chordata; Mammalia; Dasyuromorphia; Dasyuridae
Gene: TBC1D14
Product: TBC1 domain family member 14
Exons: 14
Coding region: 54-2189 (711 amino acids)
Source: RefSeq, a predicted model, not a curated record